AUGCAGCUGCUGACUGAAAGAUUGGCUCUGCAGACCAGCAGCUCUCUCUCGGAUGGAGUGCGAGUGCGGUCUUCAGCCCGCCUGAGGAGCCGAGGGUGCCCAGCAGCCGGCCUGGCCUCCGCACCGGAAGCGGACGUCCCCAAGUCAGCCAAGGCUGCGUGUUUGCCGUCCUCGUCACACAAAGCCACCGACCGACGGACUUCCAAGAAGUUCAAGCAGGACAGAGAGAAUGUCAGGAAGGCGGAGCUCCAGAGGCUCGCCACCGAAAGUGCUGGUGCUCCCGCGCCGACGCUAGCACCCAAGGCCCCUGAGCCAGAGGAGCCCCUGGAGCUGCUCCCGGGCAACAAGGCCGGGCCUUCUGAGCAGCAGGAGGGUGACGGCGGCAGCCGAGGCCCCCUGGGGGAUGGACACCUGGAACAGACUGAGGAUGGUCUGUCUCUGCCAAAGCACAGCGCCGCGGCCUCUGAAGCGGCACAGGCCAACAGCAGCCCCACCGCCCAGGAGGAACCGGCACCCGAGACCCAGGCGGAGCAGAAGCCACUGCUUCAGAUGGACAGCAGCGUCUUCCUGGACGAGGACAGCAACCAGCCCAUGCCCGUGGACCGUUUCUUCGGGAACGUGGAUCUCAUGCAGGAUCUCCCACCAGUGUCUUUGGCUUAUCCUUCCAUGAGCAGAAGAGAGUUCCGGAAGAUGCACUUCAGAGCCAAAGACGACGACGAAGAUGAUGAUGCAGAAAUGUAGACGAUAAAAGCACAAAGUCCUUUCAUAUUUCGUGUGGUUCGCAACCUGGCACUCUGCACAAUUAAAGAGUUCAUUUAAAAACGGGACCCCAAGGGGACGGGUUCUUUAUCAGAAGCUCCAGACCUGGACCGUGGCCGUCAGCCAAGUGGCACACACUCCCAGGACACAGCCGCAGGAGCUGCUCACAGGAACGCCCCGGUCCCAGGCUUGUCCAGCGGCUGCUGCUGGGUGGGGGUGGGGGUGGGGGUGGCCGAGUGGGAUUCGCUUCCGCCGAGGGAGACCUUUGUAACAAAAGAUCUUCAUGUCAGUGCUUCAGUUUUGAUAACACGCACAUUGAUGCUCCCGUCAGACUCUGAUCAUACCUGUGAUUAAUUCAGCACCCGCUCCUCGAGAACUGUUUCGCUGCAUACGAUGCUGACGUGUACCCUGGAAAUGUUGCAAAACAUGUAUGGCAAAUAAAUAUAUUUUGAAACUA
This is a messenger RNA of Echinops telfairi (small Madagascar hedgehog), 1216 nucleotides long. RefSeq names its product chromosome unknown C1orf174 homolog (gene CUNH1orf174). Lineage: Eukaryota; Metazoa; Chordata; Mammalia; Afrosoricida; Tenrecidae. The record is from RefSeq and is a predicted model, not a curated record. The coding region runs from base 1 to 741 and encodes 246 amino acids. The transcript has 4 exons.